GCUAGUUUCCGUCACAAUAACAACAGCUGGAAGCAGCUAGCUAAAGAUGGCCGCCGCAACCAUGGCGGGGCUCGACUAUGGGCUCGACGCCCACAGGAUGGAGGAAAAGAAGUUCGAAUACUUCUCCUCUAUCAACUCCAUGGCAAAGAAAAUAAUGCAGGAGAGGGAGAAAAUUAAAGCCAACCACGGCUCGUCCUGGGAGAAAAUGACGCCGCAAGAGCAAGACAGCGCUAUCGACAACGGGAUGAUGGAUCCCCAUAUCAGAGCUCGAUACGCCAUGCACAGAGUUGACCGUGAAGAAGUGGUCUGUUACCCUAAACUGCUCAUUCAGACGGGUCAGAAGAUAGUUCAUUUCGGGGAAGAGGAUAUCACCUGGCAAGAUGAGCAUUCUGCCCCUUUCUCGUGGGAAACAAAGAGCCAGUUGGACUUUAGCUUGACAUCAGGCCCUGCUGACCAGGGAAUCUCAGCCUCGCAGGCAGAAUCAAAGGCUGUAAAGGUACCUCAUCCCAGCCAGCUUGCCAAGAGUACACCAGGAACCAAGGUGUCUGUAAGCGAGGGACGGAGACUAGAGGAAGAGUCGUCUUUCUGGAAGAUCAGCGCCGAGAGGUCUAGGCUGGAGGGAGAGCAAGCCAACUUCCAGUCCCUAACCCCCAGCCAGAUCAAAUCCCUCGAGAAAGGAGAGAAAUCCCUCCCCUCCUACCUCCGACAGGAGACCUCUGUCACCACCAAGGAGCCUGAGGCAGCAGACCCCCACCCUCCAGCUGCUUCCAGGUCCACCAAACAGCGAGCACCCAAACCUCCUGCUCCCCACCCCCCUAUCCCUGUCUCUGUAAGCGCAACACCAUCCAUCUCCAUUUCGUCAAGCCCAUCACCACCUGUCAGCGUGUCGUCGUCCGUUGCGGGAUGGGAGCGGUCUCAGAGCACCCUGCCAUCGGUCAGCAACACCGUGGAUGAAGUGUUCUCCACCAGCAUGAUGUCCAAGCCCUCCAACCACCCCACCAGUGUGGAGAAAGAGGAAGAAGGUUCUACCGCCAGCCCCACCUUUGCCCAGUUCAACACAAGCAACAACAUCCUGAAGACUGGAUUCGACUUCCUAGACAACUGGUAAACCACAGUCGGGACCAGUCACCGCUAUCUAUGAAUGAAUCAUUCUCAUCGUCACUCUAAAGAAGGACCACGCUGCCACGACCACAGACAUCCACGUCUAGAUUUAACAAACACCAGGCUUUAGAAAUGACCACAAUUAUAUUGUUGUAAUUAUCUUCAGUGGCUUCUUAAGACAUUAUCUCACUGCCUGUGUGCUGGUGUUCCCUCUCCAUCUCUGAUUUAGGUUUGAAUCUCUUAGAUGUCUUGCCAAACACCCCCUGCCCACUAAAUGCUGAGUGAGCAGGGAUUGUGCUCUGUGUCUGUGCAUUCACACUGCAACAGCUUGGUUGGAAGAUUACAUAAGAGUAUGGAACUGCAUCAAAAAUAAAUGUCGUAAAGAAAUUUAAGAGCUAGCUAGUCAUCUUUUUACCCUGAAGUCUUUCAAAUAAAUGUUUUAAAAAGAAACAGGAAGGCUGGGGGAUAAAGUAGUUUGGAAAUCAAAUGGUUUAUUAGCCAACACCAAUAAAAAGUUCAGUUGUGGACGCAUUUUCUCAAACGACAAGUUUGUUAAUUGGUCUACACAUUAGCCAAGGGUUACCAGGGAUAUACCUGAAUUACCAGGUAACUCUGAUAACCCAUUGAUCCCGUUUUUUUUGUAAUGUGAAUGCACAGUAACGGUGUGACUUGGCUGCCUUUUACAUGUAUCUUUUAGACACUAAUACAGCUAGCAAGGACAUUUUUGUACCUUAAGCAUGUCAAAUCCCGCACUCAUCCCAUUUUCUAUGUUUGUUUAUUUCGCUCUUUAAUGUGCUUUUAUUUAUACGUACCUAUAUAUUCUUAUAAACCUAAGAAUUUUAGAGUUAACGUAGUGCUCAGUACUGCAGUCCUGGCCCACAUAACGCAAUUACUACAGACAUCAUUCCUACUGGUCAUGGAAUUUCCUGGAAUAUCAAUGAACUGUUGACAUAUUUUCAGAUGGGAAAUAUCAUGGAAUUUUACCAUUUAGCAGAAUGUAUUUUCCAACUUUCACACACUCAUUGAAUUAGAUGGUGUUUUUUUUAGCAAGUAGAAACCCAGCUGACAAAGCCAUGGUAGUGCUCAAACUCAUGGUGUGAAUGUCCGGGCUGCCUGUUACAGAUGUCAUUUAUGGAUUUAGUGUCUCGCCAACACUUCCUCACCCUUUCCAACUGUCACCUUUGACCUCAAACUAGUGCUAAGCAAAGCAAAGUAGUGCAUUUAUAAUGAAAAUAAGACACAUUCAAACGUUGUGUUUUAGAUAAACGGGCAGGCAUGUAGUGAUUUGUACCACUCCUGUCAUAGUUUACAUGAUUAGAGUACUAUUUUACUGAAUUUUAUAUUUAUCUGCUGAUUGUAUCUUAUGCUAUACAUGUAUAUUGCACUCAUGCAUUUUGAGGUCACAGAUUGGAAGGAAGUAAAUAAAUAAGUCAACUCU
Sander lucioperca (pikeperch) is the source of this 2539-nucleotide messenger RNA. It is a transcript of the gene c19h1orf198, whose product is annotated as chromosome 19 C1orf198 homolog. The record is from RefSeq and is a predicted model, not a curated record. The coding region runs from base 47 to 1108 and encodes 353 amino acids. NCBI's taxonomy places the organism in Eukaryota, Metazoa, Chordata, Actinopteri, Perciformes, Percidae. The transcript has 6 exons.